Molecule: messenger RNA, 2613 nt
Organism: Schistosoma intercalatum
Lineage: Eukaryota; Metazoa; Platyhelminthes; Trematoda; Strigeidida; Schistosomatidae
Source: the annotation of a GenBank genome assembly
GCCACACAUAUUAUUUGAAUCUGUUUACUUGUUAUUGCAGAUAUGUCUCGAAUGUAUUUCAGCUAAUCAAACUUUUAGCUGUCAGUUUUCAAAAUCAUAAUCCUCUUUCUGAAAACUAAGAAGAUUGACCCAGUGUCUUUGAUGUUGAUAUCAUAUCUGUCCGACGUUCAGAUUCCUUUCAUACUAAACGUAGAUUUGGUGAUUGUGAAAUAUCAGUAAUGCAAGAAGUCUAAAUUGGUUUUGACAUCUUAAUAGACGUUGAUAGUCAGAUUCUAUUUUGCAUAGACAUCAAAAUUCUUAUGGGUUGCUACAAGGAGAGCGUACUAUGGCCUAUUUCUGGCUACACUAUAAUGAUUUGGAUAGUCGACGAAUUGAUACAUAAUUACUAUUUACUGAAUUUGCUAAAAUUAUCACUACUUAAACUUACUCACAACAAAAAGUAUCGCUUUAAUAUUGCCUUAUCAGUCACAAACCCUACAAAGUUUUGCGAAGAAUUCAUUAUAUGUAGUGAAAAAAAUAUAUGCGCUUCCCUUAGGUGGGUCAAGGCAUUUGAACAUUUGGAAAAACCUGAAACAGCCCUUAACUUUGAUUUUAAUCAGUUCACUUCAGACAAAGCUUUUGAAAUUUAUUUGUUUGUUCCAACAACAAUUCUCUACAAAUUUGGAGACGACAGUUGUUCACCGGAUAAAAUAACACACUUUAGUACCAAGGCAUCUGUUCACAUCAGACUUAUAGUUUCUGAAAAAACUGGUGUUAACGAACAUGUACCAUUUUCUGAAACUGAUGCCUUUGGAGUUGAAAUCCUUAAAAGUAUUUCUCAGUUAGCAUCUGGAACAUUUGCUAUCGUUCGAUUAUGUUCAUUUGUCAAAACAUGCUCAAAUGGCUGCACCACGUGGUUACUGGGCAAACACGAACGUGGUUCUAAUCAUAUGAAAACAUCAAAACGAUCCAAGGAAAUACAAAUUCAUAUGUUGUCAUUUAUUAAUCAUUCACAGCCCAUUAAAUUACCCUGUGGAAAAGUUUACGUUGUGAGUGAUUCUAUAGAGCAUGAGCCUGUGUUAAUGAAACCAACACUGUCAGCUUCUUCUGAAUUUACUGAGAGAUAUUUUAGACCACAUACGUGCCCCAAUUCUUUCAGUACCUCCGAUUGUUGUAUUCAUCCUCAUUUGUGGUCACGUGUAUUUGUGAAUGAAAAACUAGUAAAUGAUUUAAAUCGUAGAAUUUAUGAGUCAGCUAAAGACGAAGCAAACUCAAGAAAAUGUUUAUUUAACUGGUUUACUGAUGAUUACGGUCAAAAAUCAAGUCUCCUUGACAACAAAAAGGUGCUAGCAAGGAGAUCAUCAGACGGUCAUUACUACCUUGGGUCAGUUCAAACUGUCAAAUCCCAUCUACCUGUGGAUCAAGUUUUUAUACGAUUCGGUCCUAUACACAAUUUAACAAGCUUUGAUUUGCGAAAAUCCAGAUCAACUACCUCGAAUUCGGAUACAUUUCAUUAUGAAUGGCUUGAUAUAACAGAAAUCAUUGACUUAGAGCAUGCUAUCAGACACUCAAUUGAACCAGGUGAUUGUGUUCUUGUACCCUACAGUUGGCCCUUUCCAAAGUGUCCCAUCCUUAAUAUGGAAAAACCAUCUGGUUUUGAGAAUCUCCGUUACUAUGCAGCUAUCGUAGUUUCUGGUCGAGAACAAAGAGCUGACAAGUUAACUGAAACUAAAAAUUUCACAGAUGAUCAAAAACUUUUGGUUGAAUUAGCUAGUUCGAACACUCGUGUUGGUCAUAUUUAUGUUCCAAAGCAAAAAGCUGUUUGGAUUUCACCGAAUACUUAUCAACGAAUUGUAUUAGAACAAUAUAUGACACCAGAAUGCAGGAAAUGGUUAAAAAAUAAAACAUUUCUUCCAAAUAGUUAUCCAUUUCAAUCAGCUCCAGGUUAUCCUGCUGAUGGAUUUGGUAGAUUUAAAUCAUAUAAAAAUAGCCUUCAGUCAGAUUUACACAUUCAACCGUUGACUUUUCAACAGUUCAGACAUGGAGCGGAUGUUCAAUUUGAAUAUUGUCCAUCACUUCAAUGUUGGCCUCUCUAUUCAGUCGUGAAUGAUUUAUUACCAGUAACUAAUGGGUGCCCCGUUUGGUGUGAUAACGAAACAACAAGCAAAAAUUUAAUAAAAUUACCCACUAGUAAAGUUUCAAAUAAUCAUUUUCAGUCAUCUGGACCGAACUGCGAACAGAAUUUUGAGCCUAAAUUAGUGUAUAGGUCACGCAACAAACAUUAUCAAUUAAGGUAAAGAAAGAAAUAAUUUUGCUUGUGAUAAUUUGUUCAUUAUUCCAACUUUACUUUUAGAUAUUUCUAUCUAGUUUAACACUAUUAUGUUUUUAAAAUAAUCUUGUACUGAAAUACAAAUGAAAGUUGACUAUUAUUCCAUAAACUAUUUAUUAAACUUACGUCCGAGAAUUAGUUCUUUCUGUUUUCUAUUGAAUAUCAAGAAUACUCUUAAACACUUAUUGUAUUUAUAGAUGUUUCUACAUGUUAAAACAUUCGUUUGUUUUUGUAGUAUGCCUUUUGUGUUAGUGAAUUUGAAAUAAGAAGGUAAUCAAGAACUAAAAUGUAUACGUUUAGCGUAC